AGUGAGAAUCACACAGACAGUCCGGUGUUUGAUCAGGGGUGGGUCUUCGUGCUCAAUGAACUCACCUGCUUGACUUGACCCCUCAAAAAAAAAAAAAAAAAAGGGGGGCCAAGGUUUAACCUGCAGCAGAGCCGAGGAAACACUGCAGAGUAGAACCAUCGCUCCGACACGCGGGCAGCAGAGUAGAAAUGGCAACCCUCCGUCGGCAAAUUCCUUACACACCGAAAGCCCCUGUCAGACAGGGAAUAUACAGUCAGGCGGUGGUUGUGGACAGAACCAUGUACAUCUCCGGUCAGCUGGGGCUGGACGUGGCCUCUGGUCAGCUGGUGGAUGGAGGAGUCCAGUCCCAGGCCAAACAGGCUCUCAUCAAUAUGGGGGAGAUCCUUAAAGCUGCCGGCUGUGACUACGGCAACGUGGUGAAGACUACUGUGCUGCUCGCGGAUAUCAAUGACUUUAACGGUGUCAACGAGGUCUACAAGACAUUUUUCAGCAGUAACUUCCCUGCCAGAGCUGCCUACCAAGUCGCUGCUCUCCCCAGAGGUGGACUGGUGGAAAUUGAGGCGGUUGCUGUUCUCGGCCCUCUCUCAGACCCCUGACUAGCCGGCAACAUAUCAAACGACUUAUAGUCCAAACACCAAGGGGCCUCAUUAAGCCUUACUGUGUUUCCAGAUGACACAUCAAAGACCCAACUAGGAUCAUGUUGAGUCUCUUUUUCCAUACAGUCAGGUUUUAGCAUGAAAGUCUUUCUCCUCUCUGGCUGGUUGACUGCACUGCUGAACUAUUUUCAGUAUAAUACCACAGGAAAACCACUGACCUUAAAAUAAAAUCCUGUAACAACAGAGACGCACUGAACGUACCAGCACUUAGUUUGUGGCUAUUCACACCUGAUAUACUGUACGUGAAACAGAUUGUAAUCAUAAUAACAUUCCCCAGCCAUAUUGGACUGAUCCAGUGUCAAAUCAACCUUCUCCUGCUGCUGGUCUUUCUGGUCUGAUAACUCAUCUUCUGUUUUGUCACAGAAAAAACUAACGCACAUUUGAAAAGAGCAUCUCUCACUACUAAAUAAAUGCAGUAAAACCCCA
Messenger RNA from Xiphias gladius (swordfish), 1082 nucleotides. It is a transcript of the gene rida, whose product is annotated as reactive intermediate imine deaminase A homolog. The record is from RefSeq and is a predicted model, not a curated record. NCBI's taxonomy places the organism in Eukaryota, Metazoa, Chordata, Actinopteri, Istiophoriformes, Xiphiidae. Gene Ontology annotation, cellular component: cytosol. Gene Ontology annotation, molecular function: deaminase activity. Bases 189 to 596 code for a protein of 135 amino acids. The transcript has 6 exons.